AAAGUUCAAUUGCAAACCUCAUUCACACCUUACAUACAUACGAUCGUACAGAGAGAUACAUAUAAUAUUCAUCCACAAAACAAAACAUUUACUCAUUUACAAUAUUUAAAAAAGUAUUUAGCUUUAGUUAAUUGAUUGAUUGAAUAUUGGCACAAUGAAACGCGUUCACGUUGGCACUACCGCUCCGAAGUACCACAGCGGCAAGUGGACCUGGGAUGAGAGCAGUGAGAGCUUGCGCUUCCACCCCUACUCGGACUUGGAGGAUGCUAAUGAACGUUUCAUCAUGACAAAUGGCUUCAAGUUCCUGCGCACCAUCAACCAGGAGGAGGAGCUGAUCUACCGUCAGGUGUUCGCGCGACCCGAAAACACGUUCGAUGGGGACGUCGUGGUGGUCAAUGAUGUGCGCGACCUGGUGCUCUUCAUGAUGCCAAAGGAGUUCCUGUCGAUCAAGUUCGUGGACUUUAUGCACAGGCCGGCCGUGCACCGGCUUCUGCAUGCGCUCGUCAUCUACUUUGAGUACUUUCUGCGCUUGGUCGAGUUCAUUCUGAUACGGCGCGACGAGCUGUCGGGCGAUAUGGCCCAGGUGCAGAGCGAGCAGACGAACGAGGUGAAGCGCAUAUUCUCCUCCCAUCUGAGCCACUUUCGCAUGCUGGUGGCCCGGAACUAUAGCGUCAUCAUAAAAGGCGAGGGCGACAUGCAGGAGUUCUACCACACCAAGGAGGUGGUUAACAUUUCGUCCACGAUCAGGGAUCGGGCAUUUCACGAGCAGUUCCUAGCGGUCGCCACUCAGAUCAUUUGGAUAACCAUGCACAGGCGCGCCUAUUUCAUCAUUGAGAUGGAAAUGAACCGGCUCUUUCGCUCCGAGCACUUUCUCAUGAAUAACAUACACUAUCUGAACUUUACGACCGUCGAGCGAUCCCUGCUCUAUGGCCGCAACAACAAGAUCUUCAAUUGCCGCGUCCAGAACUCGCCCAUGAUUCAGGAGCUGCAACACGUGGCCGACGAGGACAUGCCCAUUCUGUGGAUAGGCGAGCGCCAGUAUCGUGGAACCGAUCUACGCAUAGCGCAGGUCGAGAUGGAGUAUCUGAUACCGGGAUCCCAGUUGAAUCUGGCGGACCUUUCGCACGGUAUUCUCGGCCACCCAAAGAAUCUGUACGACACGAUUCUCUCGCUGGACUGGCCCUCGGUGCGCUUUGCCAACUUCUCGAAGCAGUACGAUCCCUACAAUCUCUUACGGCAGCCGGGCCUGCAGCUGCCCAACAUCGAUGAGAUGCAAGUGCGUCGGAUGGCCAAGCAGUACGAUCACUUCUACAGGGUAUUUCGCAUCUACGAGUCCUGCAGCAAGAAAAUGCUAAACAAUUGGUUCAACCGCGACAAGAUAGUCCAAUACUAUAGCAGUGGCGGAAUACUCAAGAACGUCUUCAUGCGCGGCGAGGAGCAGCUGGUCACGGAGGAGGACCGCUCCGACAUUAACAAGAUUGUGGCCAACUAUUUCGAUGUCAUGCUCAAGCUGCGCAAGCAGAAGGCCACAACAAUUAUGACAUCCGAUACUGGCCAUAAAAAGCAAGAGGCUGAGUUCUUCUGCUAGGGCCUAGGGAGCAGUUGGAAAGAAUGGGAAAACUUAUUCGAUAAUCACGAUAAAAGACAAGUUGACGGGAUUUCAACAGUUUCUUUAACCAAUUUCCAAUUGAUGAUCGUUUCAAAAGUCUAACCUUUUAUAACCAACUUUUCACAUUCAUAUCUUUGAACAAUAAACUGCAUUUCAAAGCUAA
Molecule: messenger RNA, 1772 nt
Organism: Drosophila mojavensis
Lineage: Eukaryota; Metazoa; Arthropoda; Insecta; Diptera; Drosophilidae
Exons: 1
Coding region: 155-1588 (477 amino acids)
Biological process (GO): negative regulation of phosphatase activity
Molecular function (GO): phosphatase binding
Source: RefSeq, a predicted model, not a curated record